Molecule: messenger RNA, 3026 nt
Organism: Theobroma cacao (cacao)
Lineage: Eukaryota; Viridiplantae; Streptophyta; Magnoliopsida; Malvales; Malvaceae
Product: plasma membrane ATPase
Biological process (GO): proton export across plasma membrane
Cellular component (GO): membrane
Molecular function (GO): ATP binding; ATP hydrolysis activity; P-type proton-exporting transporter activity
Source: RefSeq, a predicted model, not a curated record
AUGGUGGACAAGGAGAACAGCUUGCAGGAAAUCAAGAGCGAGAACGUCGACCUUGAGCGGAUUCCCAUUGAAGAAGUGUUUGAGCAGUUGAAAUGCACAAAGGAGGGCUUGACAAGCGAAGAAGGGCACAAGAGGCUGCAGAUCUUUGGUCCAAACAAACUGGAAGAGAAGAAAGAAAGCAAGUUUCUAAAGUUCUUGGGUUUUAUGUGGAAUCCUCUCUCUUGGGUCAUGGAGAUUGCUGCAAUUAUGGCUAUUUGUUUGGCAAACGGAGGAGGCAAACCCCCAGAUUGGCAGGAUUUCCUUGGAAUAGUGGUGUUGCUUCUUAUAAACUCCACCAUUAGCUUCAUCGAAGAAAACAAUGCAGGCAAUGCUGCAGCAGCACUUAUGGCUGGGCUUGCUCCAAAAACCAAGGUCCUAAGAGAUGGAAAGUGGUGCGAGCAAGAAGCUGCAAUCUUGGUACCGGGAGAUAUCAUCAGCAUCAAGUUAGGAGAUAUCAUCCCAGCAGAUGCACGUCUCCUUGAAGGUGAUCCACUCAAGAUUGAUCAGUCUGCCCUAACUGGUGAGUCUUUGCCAGUAAGCAAGAACUCGGGGGAUGAGGUAUUUUCUGGUUCUACUGUCAAGCAAGGUGAGAUUGAGGCCGUUGUUAUUGCCACUGGCGUACACACCUUCUUUGGAAAAGCUGCUCACCUUGUUGAUAGCACCAAUAACGCAGGGCACUUUCAGAAGGUGCUGACAGCAAUUGGAAACUUCUGCAUAUGCUCAAUUGCAAUAGGAAUGGUUAUUGAGAUACUGGUGAUGUAUCCAAUCCAGCGUCGCAGGUACAGAGAUGGAAUUGAUAAUCUGUUGGUGCUUCUCAUCGGAGGGAUUCCAAUUGCCAUGCCAACAGUUUUAUCCGUGACAAUGGCCAUUGGAUCUCACCGGCUUUCGCAACAAGGAGCUAUCACUAAGAGAAUGACAGCUAUUGAGGAAAUGGCUGGAAUGGAUGUACUCUGUAGUGACAAGACUGGAACACUUACUCUCAACAAGCUUACUGUAGACAAGAGCAUGAUUGAGGUGUUCAUAAAGGAUGUUGACAAGGACAUGCUUCUAUUACUUGCUGCUAGGGCCUCUAGGGUUGAGAAUCAAGAUGCUAUUGAUGCCUGCGUUGUUGGAAUGCUUGGCGACCCCAAGGAGGCUAGAGCAGAUAUCACAGAGGUGCAUUUCUUUCCCUUUAACCCAGUCGACAAGCGUACAGCCAUGACAUACAUUGACUCUGAUGGCAGUUGGCAUAGAGUUAGCAAAGGUGCACCAGAGCAGAUUAUUUCCCUCUGCAACCUUCGAGAAGAUGUGAAGAAGAAAGCACAUGAUAUCAUUGAUAAGUUUGCUGACCGUGGACUACGUUCUCUUGGUGUGGCUAGACAAACUGUGCCAGAGAAAAGUAAAGAGAGCUCAGGAGAUCCCUGGGAAUUUGUGGGUCUUAUGCCUCUCUUCGAUCCUCCAAGACAUGAUAGUGCAGAGACAAUUCGUCGUGCACUCCAUCUUGGUGUCAAUGUCAAGAUGAUAACUGGUGAUCAGCUAGCUAUUGGUAAGGAAACUGGUAGGAGGCUUGGCAUGGGAACCAACAUGUAUCCAUCAUCAGCUCUCCUUGGCCAAAAUAAAGAUGAGACAAUUGAUGCAAUCGGUGUUGAUGAGCUUAUUGAGAAGGCUGAUGGCUUUGCAGGAGUUUUCCCAGAGCACAAAUAUGAGAUUGUGAAGAGGCUACAACAAAGGAACCAUAUUUGUGGCAUGACUGGAGAUGGUGUGAAUGAUGCCCCAGCUCUUAAGAAGGCAGACAUAGGAAUUGCAGUUGCUGAUGCAACUGAUGCAGCUCGGAGUGCAUCAGAUAUAGUCUUAACAGAGCCAGGGCUAAGUGUGAUUGUGUGUGCUGUUUUGACAAGCAGAGCAAUUUUCCAGAGAAUGAAAAACUAUACCAUCUAUGCUGUCUCUAUUACUAUCCGCAUCGUUUUCGGUUUCAUGCUCCUUGCUCUUAUUUGGAAGUUUGAUUUCUCACCUUUCAUGGUUUUGAUCAUUGCCAUUCUCAAUGAUGGAACAAUUAUGACCAUUUCCAAGGACAGGGUUAAGCCAUCUCCCAUGCCUGACUCAUGGAAGCUCAAGGAGAUUUUUGCCACUGGCAUUGUCCUUGGCGCCUACCUUGCUUGCAUGACUGUGGUUUUCUUUUGGGCUGCUCAAGAGUCCGACUUCUUUUCUGAUAAGUUCGGGGUAAGAUCCAUUAGGAACAGUCAUGAGGAACUUACAGCCGCCGUCUACCUUCAAGUGAGCAUUGUGAGUCAGGCACUCAUCUUUGUCACUCGCUCUCGGAGCUGGUCUUUCAUUGAACGCCCUGGUCUCCUGCUCGUCACUGCCUUCAUUAUAGCACAACUGGUGGCUACCAUACUUGCUGUUUAUGCAAACUGGGGGUUUGCAAGAAUGAAAGGCAUUGGAUGGGGUUGGGCUGGUGUUAUUUGGAUCUACAGUAUAGUUUUCUACAUCCCACUUGAUAUUCUCAAGUUCUUUAUCCGAUAUUCUUUAAGUGGAAAGGCCUGGGAUAAUCUGCUUCAGAAUAAGACUGCUUUCACAACAAAGAAGGAUUAUGGAAGGGAAGAGAGGGAGGCAAAGUGGGCCACAGCUCAACGCACCCUUCAUGGCUUGCAGACUUCCGGAUCAGUAGAUAUCUUAAAUGACAAGAACAGCCACGAAGAGUUGUCAGAGAUCGCUGAACAAGCCAAGAAACGUGCUGAAGUUGCAAGGUUGAGGGAGUUUCAUACACUCAAGGGGCAUGUUGAAUCAGUUGUGAAACUCAAAGGACUUGACAUCGAUACCAUCCAACAACACUACACUGUAUGAGAAAGACGGGACUUGACCAUGAGAAAUUAGCAGACAUCCAAAGUUUUCUCUUUAUUGAUUGGUUCUGUAAUAGCAAAAUGUAAUGUUUAGCAUGGCUUUUCCUACUAAUUAAGUUACCAAUGGGUUUAACCAAUUGGAAUUUCAUACAGCAGAAGCUUGUUCUU